Seriola aureovittata is the source of this 1434-nucleotide messenger RNA. It is a transcript of the gene polr1c, whose product is annotated as RNA polymerase I and III subunit C. The record is from RefSeq and is a predicted model, not a curated record. Bases 27 to 1082 code for a protein of 351 amino acids. The transcript is spliced from 9 exons. Gene Ontology annotation, cellular component: RNA polymerase III complex; RNA polymerase I complex. Gene Ontology annotation, biological process: DNA-templated transcription. NCBI's taxonomy places the organism in Eukaryota, Metazoa, Chordata, Actinopteri, Carangiformes, Carangidae. Gene Ontology annotation, molecular function: DNA binding; protein dimerization activity.
CGGAGCUAAUCAGUCUACAUGACAAAAUGGCUGCGACCAUGAAGAACGUGGAUGAGAUUCGGAAUCGAGUAAUACUUGGGGAAUUUGGUGUGAAGAAUGUUUAUACAACAGAUUAUCCUGGAAACUACCCUGGCUAUGAUGACACUUGGGAUUUGGAAAAAUUUCAAAAGAACUUCAGAAUUGACGUGGUGCAUCUGGAUGAGAGCAGCAUGGAGUUUGACAUGGUGGGGAUAGAUGCAGCCAUCGCCAACGCCUUCAGAAGGAUCUUACUAGCUGAGGUGCCAACCAUGGCUAUAGAGAAGGUGUUUAUCUAUAACAACACGUCCAUCGUCCAGGAUGAAGUGCUGGCCCACAGAUUAGGCCUCAUCCCCAUCAAAGCUGACCCCCGCCUGUUUGAGUACAGGAACACUGGUGAGGAGUCUACAGAGGAAGAAGGUUCAGAAAUAGACACAAUUCAGCUGCAGCUGAAGAUUAAAUGCAGUAGGAACCCCAGAGCCAGCAAAGACUCCUCUGACCCACGAGAGCUGUAUCUGAACCACAUGGUUUAUUCCAGGGACAUAAAGUGGGUGCCCAUCGGGAACCAAGCAGACGUGUUUGCAGACUCCAGCAUUGGACCCGUACAUGACGACAUCCUCAUCGCUCAGCUGCGACCGGGGCAGGAGCUGGACAUUAUUAUGCACUGUGUCAAAGGACUGGGGAAGGACCACGCAAAGUUCUCUCCAGUGGCCACGGCCAGUUACCGCCUCCUGCCGGAGAUCACGCUCCUGGAGCCAGUGGAGGGAGAGAAGGCAGAGCGCUUAAAACGCUGCUUCUCACGAGGAGUUAUCGACCUGGAAGAUGUUGAUGGGGAAAAGGUCGCCAAAGUUGUGAACAGUCGCCUGGAUACCUGCAGCAGGGAAGUCCUCCGACAUGAUGACCUGAAGAACGUGGUGAAACUCGGCAGAGUGCGAGACCAUUUCAUUUUUACUGUGGAGUCAACUGGCAUCCUCGCUCCGGAUGUCCUGGUCACAGAGGCCAUCAAAGUCCUCAUGGCCAAAUGUCAGAGGUUUCUCAGUGAACUGGACUCUCCUGACAUGGAGUGACAUGACAACUAAGAUCUGAUGUCGAAAUAUGUUACAGCUGACGUGAGCUUGGAUUUGUGAUGCUCUCAGUGGAAUGGCUCUGUUCUAACUCAGCUGUAUUGAUAAAAACGAUACUGUGUUUUCAGAGGGCAGAUGUUUUGAUGGUUGGUAGAUUUGCUUGUAAGUAUGUAUAUACUGCUGUCUCUAGUUUUUAUACCACUCUUGAUUUAUUGAGGAGCCUGGUUUUCCUUAAAUCAGCAUGUUGAAUUAGAUAAAACAUCCCCAAUAAUGUCCAGACAUACUGUACAAUUUUCUGUAUGGAUCUGUGAUAAAAUAAUAAAACAAAACAAAUAAAAGAGAUGUUAUUACAGGA